UACCACAUUCAGUCGCGCUCUCAUACCACCUCGCUUGCUUCUUACCGUUGAGCUCGCCACAGCUGCUCAAUAACAUCUGCUCGCCACAAUCAUCCCGCAUCCUAUAUCCACGCACUCUCGGUGUUGAUCACCCUCCCCGACUAGCCACACACCCAACACUAGCCACCCAACUCAAACACAAUGACUCCCCUCUUCGCGAAGUUCAUCCACCCCCGGAGCUCCAGCCGCUCCACCUCGCGGCGCACCUCGAUGGACUCCUUCGAUUCCACCUCGAGCUACGUGAUCUCCAUCGAGCUCCCCUCCACCCGCUCGACACGGCGCACCUCGUUCUCGCCGAGCUUCAGCUCCGCGACGUCGAGCAGCGCGUCCGACUCCGCCGAGAUGAUGGACGACGAGAACCUCGCGUGGGGGCGCCCCGCGCGCAAGCACCGCUCCAAGUUUGGGCUCGGAUGGGGGCGCGCGUAAAUGCCGCGAUCUCACCUUAAAGUUGAAACACCCAUCCACCCUGCAUCCUAACCCCGCGACUGCGUCCACGCCUGCCAGCUGGUGCUUGCGCCAUGGCGACCCCGGUGGUUUUACGCCGCCUGUUACCCCCUUUUGCUUCACUUCACGAACUGUACAUGUUUAAUGCCGGAUCGCUCGAAAGUUUAAUGGUGUACUGUACGCUUAGCACGAAGUAGUUACGACGACCCUGUAUUAC
This is a messenger RNA of Trametes versicolor FP-101664 SS1, 700 nucleotides long. RefSeq lists its product as uncharacterized. Bases 181 to 465 code for a protein of 94 amino acids. NCBI's taxonomy places the organism in Eukaryota, Fungi, Basidiomycota, Agaricomycetes, Polyporales, Polyporaceae. The transcript is spliced from 4 exons. The record is from RefSeq and is a predicted model, not a curated record.